GAGAGAGAGAGAGAGAGAGAGAGAGCUCUAAUAAUCCUGGGUUAGUGCACUGACAGCAGCUGCUCCUGACUCUCGGAUCAUUUUAAACGUUUCUUCUUCAACCUGCUUUAAAUUUUACCAACCAAAAAAAAAAAAAAUACAGACACAAAAUGGGAAAAGUGGAAGGUGGAAUGAAAUGCGUGAAAUACCUGCUCUUCAUAUUCAACUUCAUAUUCUGGUUAAUGGGUUCUCUAGUGUUGGCUGUUGGUUUGUGGUUGCGGUUGGAAAAUGACACAGUGAGUCUCCUGCACAGUGAAACAGCACCGGUCACCUUCUUCAUUGGAGUCUACAUCCUGAUUGCAGCGGGUGGUUUGGUGAUGUUGGUGGGGUUUUUCGGAUGCUGUGGUGCUGUUCGAGAGUCUCAGUGUCUCCUCGGCUCGUUCUUCGCCUGCCUCUUGAUCAUCUUCGCAGCUGAAAUUGCUGCUGGUGUGUUUGGAUUUCUGAAUAAAGACACGAUUAUUGAGGACAUUCAGAAAUUUUAUAAAAUAUCAUCAGACAGUAACAGCACGGAGAUUAUCACCAGCUACCAUCGAGUUCUGGAUUGUUGCGGCACUGAGAAAACACAUAAAACUCUGUGUGUUGAUUUUUCUCCUAACAUCAAGAAAUGUGACGUAGCCAUCGAAGAGUUUUUCAACAGUAAAAUGUUCAUCAUCGGAUACGUGGGGAUCGGAAUUGCCGGAGUCAUGAUUAUCGGGAUGAUAUUCAGCAUGGUGCUGUGCUGCGCGAUCCGGAACAGCCGUGAGGUCAUCUAAUUUGGUGACCCUUUGGCCUUCAACCUCUGCGGCAAUUUUUCACAGACACAACAAGAGCUUCGAGAAUCUCCUUUUCCAUCAUUCAGAACAUCCAGUCAGAAGCUAAUGGAAGAAUUUCUUCCUUUUAACCUUUUGAGUUUGGAUUUUAUCUUUUUUUUUUUUUCACUUUACCUGCUGGAUAGGUGUCGUAAAAUAUUCUGUUUGUAAAGCUGUUUUAAGGAAUUGUAUUUAAUUUAUAUAUUUCUGAAUCUACUGGAGGAUGUCGAGAUGCGUAAUUUAAAGCCUGGGCUCUCUGGUGUUACAUGACCGAGGGAGAUUAGUCCAGUAAGGCCCAGUGAGUCAAAGUGAGCGUAAAUAACACACAGUCCUGUUUAAUAGUCCGAGUGCACUACCGCAGGGAGAGUCUUUAAAAAGGCGUGUGUAGUGUAAAUGCUGUGUUGUUUGGGACACGUCCACAGUAGACUAAUGAUAUUAAUAUAGAAUUAGUGCUUGAUAAAUAAUCCUGGGUAGUGCACUCAGCCUUUUGGACCUGUUUAAUAUCAUAACUCUUAAAUUGAAUUGAAUUGAAUUUAGGUUUACGAGUAUCCACCUCGCAUUACAUAGUCGCUGCCUUUAGGACCGAUUUGUACAUAUUGCUGAGAUUUAUACUCCGUUUUUGUAAUGUGUGUGAUGGUGACUAUCUGUGACGUACUGUUGGUUUGUGUAGAAGCUAGUCGUUGGCGUUUUUAAGUAAUUCCUGUAUACGAUCAAUUAAGGUGCCUUGCUCUUUUAUACAACUUAUAUAACCUGAGAUCUUCAACCCGUCUAGUUUAAAUAAUACAGAUUAUUAUUUUUGUUUUCCAAUCCUGAUUUCAACACACACUUGUCCACUUCCUCUCGGUCGAGGCCAUUCUGUUCGGAGCGACUCGAGCAACGUUUACACUAGCAAGAAAAUUGUUUGUGUCGUUUGUAGCUUGUUAUUUUUUGCUUUGUCACUUGCUAGAGUGAACGUAGGGUAAGACUUACUUCAGCAACACAAUUUACUCCAAAGCUGUCACGGCAAUCUUAACGCCAUUUCCUGUUUUUUUAUUUUUAUUUAUUUAUUUUUAUUUUUUUUAAAUGUAGAACAAACCUUGCAAGUGUAAACUGGAGCACAAGUGGAUGAAUGAAUGAAUGAAUGAAUGAAUGAAUGCGUAUGGUGCGUUCAAUUCAUGUCGGAAAGACCGUAUUUAUGAGCUGAACACACAUGAACAUAUUUAGUUGGUGGUAAAUGUGCUAAAGUUGAACGUUUACUUUGUUUCAGAUGCUGAUUUCAGUUUUUAUUUGGUUGGAUUAUGAAGCACGUUAUUUAACAAUUAUGUCCCUGUAGGGUUAAAAACUGUCCCAUUUUACAGUUCAGUUUAAUACGUAAUAACGAAGUUUACAGCAGCUUCAUAACUUGAUUACAAACAUUAAAAAAAGCAAAACCAUCUGAUGCACAUUGUUUGUUUUUCAUUUUCUAGAAAAGUAAGGCUUAUCCCAUCGGCUAUGUAGAAAUGUUUUAUUUUAUAUACAGGGUGUAUAUUAAUGUGUAUUCCUGACGUUCGGAUCCUUUACUUGUGCUCCAAGUGAACAACUGUUGCAUAUAAUAUAGAUGAAGGACGAAAAGAGUGUGGGGAAGUCAACAAGUGUGCACUUGAAAAAGGAAUGAAACACCCGAUUAGCUAAAACUAAGUAAACAAACAUGGACUGGGUGAAGAUCUGUAGUAAUAAUGAAUGUUUCCAUAAUUAGGUGAAAUUUAUGAAAUUUUCUUCUUGUAGACGUAGUUUAGGCAUGUGCUGAUUUAUAUAAUAUACGGUAUAUAUACUAUAGAGUACUCAACAACCUCAAACCACAACAACCUUAUGAAUUAUUUUGGACACUUAGGUCAUCUUUGGUGUAUUUGAUGUUUCUUGGACAUGAACAAACACGAAAAACAGCACUACUUUAAGACCGUCUGUUAAUAAUGUUAUAUUAUUAACAACUAAUAAUAAAAGUAGACACUGUUAAUUAAUAACACGUCUGUUAAUUGGUUUAGCAUGAGGACAAAAAAAGGGGAUCUCAUUGAUGGACGUGGCUAAUGCAGUGAAAUAGUACAUUGUAUUUCUGUUCCGUAUUUUCGUUAUUUUAUCUUGUUUUCAAUUUAAGUUUUUUGUAUAAGGCCUGGAUCGAAGCUAAAGGUGAGAGUGAUGAUGUAUAAUGAAGCUGAAUCAGAAAUGAUCACAGCUGAGAUGCAUGUUAACAUCACGGUGUUUCAGAAGGAUCGUAUUGAAUAUCAGCACAUGCCUAAAACUGACAAACAACAGUACCAUAAAGUAAGCAGGGGACGUGUGAGUGUGUGCGAAAGAGAGCCGGUUCGUGUCUUUACGGCUGCUCAGAACGUAGGAAAUGCAUGUACAGUAUGUUGUAUGUAACGUUGCAUGGCUUUCCAUACCAGCUUAGAUCAAACCGUGUGUGUUGUAAUUAUUAUUUUUUAGCAAACCUGUGUCUUGUACUGUAAACAACACAGCGUUGCCGUUGUUGGUUGUUGAUGUUGGUUUCUGGUAUCGAAAGGAGUAAAUUAUUUAUUGGCUGAUGAGUUAGGCAUCUCAGGAUGAAAGAUUGAAGUAAAACGAACAAAUAAACGUUUCUGAGUUUUUA
This is a messenger RNA of Tachysurus vachellii, 3429 nucleotides long. RefSeq names its product tetraspanin 2b (gene tspan2b). The transcript has 8 exons. The record is from RefSeq and is a predicted model, not a curated record. The coding region runs from base 150 to 791 and encodes 213 amino acids. Gene Ontology annotation, cellular component: membrane. Lineage: Eukaryota; Metazoa; Chordata; Actinopteri; Siluriformes; Bagridae.